Symbiodinium natans is the source of this 432-nucleotide messenger RNA. NCBI's taxonomy places the organism in Eukaryota, Dinophyceae, Suessiales, Symbiodiniaceae. The record is from the annotation of a GenBank genome assembly.
AUGACGAUCCAACUCGGCAACGUUCUUCUCACAAAUGCCAAAGGGGGCAAAUUCAUUCCGCUGCGCGGAGACGGUGGCGAUGCGCCCACGUGGAAGAGCCAGUGGUUGAAAGUGAUUUGGAACCCGUCCAACUACGGCGACCCCGAGGCGGUGCGCGUGUCCAUGUGCCUGGAGCCCGACGACGCCGCCAAGGCCUUCUUCCGCGACACGGAGGAGCGGGUGACCAAGGCGUUGUCGGAGCACUCUCUGCGGGACUCCCGCAUAUUCGGCAAGCCCCUGAAACCCGAGGAGGUGAAGGAGCGAAUGGCCAGCGCUGUCAAGACCAGCACCCGCGGCACGGAGUUCCUCAAGCUGAAGAUGAAUUGGGAGAGAGUGCGGGAACGCACUCUGGCGCUGGGCACUGGAGAAUAUUUCGUUACGACCCGGCUGUGA